Molecule: messenger RNA, 3312 nt
Organism: Gadus morhua (Atlantic cod)
Lineage: Eukaryota; Metazoa; Chordata; Actinopteri; Gadiformes; Gadidae
Product: protein phosphatase 1 regulatory subunit 37
Exons: 11
Coding region: 980-2374 (464 amino acids)
Molecular function (GO): protein binding
Source: RefSeq, a predicted model, not a curated record
UAUUUCAAACUGUAACGUACUUACGUACGUUACAGUUUAGGUCCUCUUUUAUCGCCAAGUGGCAAGGAUAAAAAAAAAAAAAAAUUGCCAAAAUGGAGGUCAGAUGUUUAUGUUUUCAUUUAAGAACAGGUUAGCUAUCUUAGUUCUUGCACAUAAACUUAUUUACCUUCAUGUUGGAGGUACACAAAAACUGAAUUUGACAAUGUGAGUCUGGCUGUUGAGUCGAUAAUAAAUAUAAUAAAAUGAUAUGUUAAAUGCAGUUAUUGAACAAAUUAUGUUCAUCUGAGCAAGUUGUGGAGCAUGGUCCAACAUAAAGGUAAAUAAGUUAAGGCAAAUAUUUUAUGUGCAUGCAUUAAGCUAGCUAAACUAGCUAAUCUGUUCUAAAAUAAAUAAUAUUAUUUUAGGCCUGUAUUUAUAUGACUAGAUUACUCUCUGUAACUUAGCCUUUACAAUCAAGCCCAAAAUGUACCUAAUAGCAAUCAUAAGAACAAUAGUGGUGUAAAUAAAUCAAUGAAAGUAAGCCAUACAUGUUAUAGAUGUGAAAAUGUUAUUUUAAUGUUGUAUUGUUUAUUAAACAAAGAAAAAAAUUAAAACUUUGCCAGGGUAUGGCUGCACAUACAAAAUGUAAAUAGGUAGAUAAACAUAUAGUUUUAGCUUGUUCUUAAUCUGUCAUUUGAUAGAAGCAUAUUGGAUUUCAGUUGCAGCGCUGUGCACCCCCUCAUGAAUAAGAUAUACUUGCCUUGUUGUCUUGUCUUUCCACAAAGUGUAUUCUAACAGAGCCUCAGACUCAAGGCCUUUAGCUUGCCUGCGAGUUGCAGCAGACAUUUACCCUGGCCCUCAAGUUAUUUUUCAACUUCUCGUACCCAUAGUGCCUUGGAAUUUGAUUGGUGAUUGUUAGCAUGCCAUGUGUGUAAUGUGAACUGACCCUGUUGCUUUGAGAAAAACAACUACAGCUGGGCAGUGGAGUUGUAGGAGAAGGAUGGCCAGGUGUAGCGACAAGGAGAAGGAUGAGGAGGAGGAGAACUACGAUGGGCCAGAAACAAAGAGUAGCAAAGGGGAAAGGCACGUAUCUUUCCCGCCGGAUGAAAAGAUGGUGUCCGGCUUCGCGGAAUACACAGAUAGACAUGUUGACAGCUGCCUCACCUUGACAGAGGUAAGCCUGGCCUACCGCAGGAGCUGUGACAGACACCAGGUGGAGCCCAGAGUGUGCAUUCUGGAGCAGCUCAAGAUGGGGACUUGUGUAAGGGGAAGGAUGAAACGUCUGGAUCUGGGAGGUGAGCGAUUAGACCUGGGUUCCUGCGAGGCACUGGAAGUCGUUCUUAAAUCGCUAUGCUUUGAUUUCAUCAAUCUCCGCGCGGCCCGACUAGAGGAAAAUGGAGCGUCAUCCUUGUUGGAUAUGAUUUCAUACUAUGAAUCCACGGCGUACCUUGACCUGUCUGACAACACCCAUGUGGGGACGUCCGCCUGGAGGGCCCUCGCUCAUUUGAUAAAGCAGAGUGUGUGUCUGUCCAGGCUGGACCUGUGCAGCGUGUCCAUGGUGGCCCACGGGGCCAGGACGCUGUCUAAAGCUCUGCAGACCAGCCACCUGGCCGUCCUGCACCUCGACAACUCCCAGCUCAGCGGCACUCCCCUCUUCUCCCUGGUGGGCGCGUUGAAGUCAAACCGAGCCCUGCUGGAGCUCCAUCUCUCCAACAACAUGCUCAACAGCUACCAGGACUCCAUGCAGCUGGGGGACCUUCUCAGAUACAACCAUACCCUGCAGACACUGGUGCUCAGCGACAACGCCAUAGCAGACGACGGUCUGGAGGAGGUGUGCGAGGGCCUGAGACUGCAGAUGGGCGGUCUGAAGGUGUUGCUGCUUAAAAACAACCAGAUCACCGCUGAUGGCAUGCUCCAUCUGGCCAAGGCCCUGCCUGUGCUUGAGACCCUGGAGGUGUUGGAUAUGGGAAACAACAGCCUGGGAAACAGAGGGCUACAAACACUGAAAGAGGCUCUGAUGGCCAACCGCUCCCUGCUGCACCUUGGCGUGGCCUGCACCCAGAUCACCUGCGAGGGUGCUGUGGUCUUGGCUGAGUACCUGGCGGAGAGCCCCCAGAUCAAGCAACUGGAUCUGCAGGGCAACGAGGUGAGGCUGGGGGGCCUCAUGGCCCUCUGUCUGGCCCUGAGGAUCAACCUCUCUCUGGCCACGCUGGAUCUGGACAGCACGCCCAACCAAGAGCAGGACGAGUUCCUGGUGCAGACUCAGAAACGGCUGCGCUCGGAGAUUGGUGAACUAUGCCUGGCCAAUGGCAGCCGAGCCGCAGUCGCCACGGAAACCGCAGAGUCACCACCGGGGGAGCCUCCCGAGGGGCCCGUUGAGGAUGUCGUAUCGUGACGGGGAUGAAACAGAAGGACCCACACACGCACACGCACACACCCCGGUCCCAGUGCCCCCCCGGCCCUAAGCAGCUGACGAGCGGGUCUAUGUGGAAAAUAAUAAUAAUUCCAUUGCAGAUAAUGAUAACCAUAAAACUCCAAAUCCGGGCUAUAAAAGACAGACCACAGCUCCCUAAUGAAGCUGCGCCCCCCUCCACGCACACACACACUCCCCCUCGCUUAAUGUCCCUGCUGAGGGCCCCUUGCGCAAUUUUACCGUCAAGCAAUUUUGCAAGCCCCCUUCGAGUGGGAAUCACCUCAGAAUUAAGAACUACCCCAACCCUCUUCCUCUACCACCUCGCCACGGUAGGAGUGUGUAUCUGGGAGGAGGGCUGGUCAUUUUGUGUAGAGUGCAGAGUAAGUGUGUGUGUGUGUAGGUUGCAUACAGUACCACCUUCCAAAAAAAUUAUUCACAUUGUAGCAUGCGAUGGUGACGACGUAGAACACGCAACAUCCACUUGUACUUGUACUUGUCAGCCAUAGCCUUGAAAAACAGCUUCACAGCUCCCCAACACAACAUUGACCUUGACUGGUCCUUAGACAACAAGGUUGUGUACAUGUUUUAGUGUGCAUCAGCAUCAUAUGCUCUUAGAGUUUGUGUAAACGCGGGUUAUCUCUAUGACGGUCUCUCUUUUGCACAUGAAAACGCCUUGAGGAUGCAGAGUUUGUAGUUCAGCUUUUGUUUAGUUUGACGAGAAAGGUUAGUGCAGGGUACCACACCACAGUUGUAAUAAGUGUUUUUACCAAAUGUGUUUAGUAUUGGUUCAUGUUAAACAUUCGAUGAAGUCUCACUCAGUGACAUCCAUGAUAUUAUGUAUUAUUUUGGGUCCUCACCUUGUUUUAUCCAAUACAAAUAAAAUGUGAUUCUUUGUUUGAUAACGGAUAAUUUUUCCACUA